AUGGAGAACGAGAAGGGAGAGAUCGUCGAUCUCUACGUCCCCCGCAAGUGCAGCGCCACCAACCGCAUCAUCAAGGCCAACGACCACGCCUCCGUCCAGAUCUCCAUCGCCAAGGUUGACGAGAACGGCCGCUACACCGGUGAGAACCACACCUACGCUCUGUGCGGUUUCAUCCGUGCCCGUGGUGAGAGCGAUGACUCCCUGAACCGCCUUGCCCAGCGUGACGGCUACGUCCGCAACGUCUGGACCGCUGCCCGUCAGCGCUAA
Molecule: messenger RNA, 267 nt
Organism: Aspergillus costaricaensis CBS 115574
Lineage: Eukaryota; Fungi; Ascomycota; Eurotiomycetes; Eurotiales; Aspergillaceae
Gene: rps21
Product: 40S ribosomal protein eS21
Exons: 2
Coding region: 1-267 (88 amino acids)
Biological process (GO): endonucleolytic cleavage to generate mature 3'-end of SSU-rRNA from (SSU-rRNA, 5.8S rRNA, LSU-rRNA); endonucleolytic cleavage in ITS1 to separate SSU-rRNA from 5.8S rRNA and LSU-rRNA from tricistronic rRNA transcript (SSU-rRNA, 5.8S rRNA, LSU-rRNA); translation
Cellular component (GO): cytosolic small ribosomal subunit; ribosome
Molecular function (GO): structural constituent of ribosome
Source: RefSeq, a predicted model, not a curated record